Messenger RNA from Trichechus manatus latirostris (Florida manatee), 1753 nucleotides. It is a transcript of the gene LPCAT4, whose product is annotated as lysophosphatidylcholine acyltransferase 4. Gene Ontology annotation, biological process: phosphatidylcholine acyl-chain remodeling. The transcript is spliced from 14 exons. NCBI's taxonomy places the organism in Eukaryota, Metazoa, Chordata, Mammalia, Sirenia, Trichechidae. Gene Ontology annotation, cellular component: endoplasmic reticulum. The record is from RefSeq and is a predicted model, not a curated record. Gene Ontology annotation, molecular function: lysophosphatidic acid acyltransferase activity; 1-acylglycerophosphocholine O-acyltransferase activity. Bases 38 to 1630 code for a protein of 530 amino acids.
GGGGCCGGGCGCCCUCCCUGCCGCCUGCUCCGCCGCUAUGAGCCAGGGAAGCCCGGGGGAGUGGGCUCCCCUCGACCUCACCGCCGGGACCCCCAACCCCUUCGUGCAUGAGUUACAUCUCUCUCGCCUCCAGAGGGUUAAGUUCUGCCUCCUGGGGGCGCUACUGGCCCCCAUCCGAGUGCUUCUGGCCUUUAUUGUCCUCUUUCUCCUCUGGCCCUUCGCCUGGCUGCAAGUGGUGGGUCUUACCGAUGAGCAGCUACAGGAGCCAGUUACAGGAUGGAGGAAGAGUGUGUGCCACAGUGGGGUGCUGGGCCUCGGCCGCCUGCUCUUUUUCCUACUGGGCUUCCUCCGGAUUCGAGUUCGGGGCCAGCGGGCCUCUCGCCUUCAAGCUCCUGUUCUCGUUGCUGCCCCCCACUCCACUUUCUUUGACCCCAUUGUUCUGCUGCCCUGUGACCUGCCCAAGGUUGUGUCCCGAGCUGAGAACCUUUCCGUGCCUGUCAUUGGAGCCCUCCUUCGCUUCAACCAAGCCAUCUUUGUCUCCCGGCACGACCCGGCUUCUCGGCGUGAAGUGGUGGAGGAGGUCCGAAGGCGGGCAACCUCAGGAGGCAAGUGGCCCCAGGUGCUGUUCUUUCCUGAGGGCACCUGUUCCAAUAAGAAGGCUUUGCUUAAGUUCAAACCAGGAGCCUUCAUUGCUGGGGUGCCUGUGCAGCCUGUCCUCAUCCGCUACCCCAACAGUGUGGACACCACCAGCUGGGCAUGGAGGGGCCCUGGAGUACUCAAAGUCCUCUGGCUCACAGCCUCUCAGCCCUGCAGCAUCGUGGAUGUGGAGUUCCUCCCUGUGUACCACCCCAGCCCUGAGGAGAGCAGGGACCCCAGCCUCUAUGCCAACAAUGUCCAGAGGGUCAUGGCACAGGCCCUGGGCAUUCCAGCCACCGAAUGUGAGGUUGUAGGAAACUUGCCUGUGAUUGUGAUGGGCCGGCUGAAGGUGGCGCUGGAGCCACGGCUCUGGGAACUGGGGAAGGUGCUUCUGAAGGCUGGGCUGUCCCCCAGCUGUGUGGAUGCCGGGGCAGAGCCAGGGCGGAGUCGAAUGAUCAGUCAGGACGAGUUUGCCAGGCAGCUACAGCUCUCUGAUCCUCAGACGGUGGCUGGUGCCUUUAGCUACUUCCAUCAGGACACCAAGGGUUCGGUGGACUUCCGAGAUGUGGCCCUUGCACUGGCAGCUCUGGAUGGGGGCAGGAGCCUGGAGGAGCUGAUGUGCCUGGCCUUUGAGCUUUUCGCCGAAGAGCAAGCAGAGGGGCGCGGCCGCCUGCUCCACCAGGACGGCUUCAGCUCCAUCCUGCACCUGCUACUGGGCUCGCCCCGCCCCGCCGCGGCCACUCUGCACGCCGAGCUGUGCCGGGAGCUGUGCCAGGCGGGCCCCGGCCAGGGCCUCUCCCUCCAGGGCCUCUCCCUCCGUCAGUUCCAGGACUUCUCCCUCCGUGACCCCCUCUAUGGGAAGGUCUUCAGCACCUACCUGUGCCUCCCACACGCCCCUCGUGGCACCCCGCAGCGGUCAAAGGCCUCAUCCCCCGGCGGCCCCACUGCUCUGGCCAACGGGACCGCGCAGGCGCCCAAGCAGAAGGGCGACUGAGUGCCUGGGCCCUUCUCGCCGCCUCCCCCCAGCUGGCACCCGGCCUGCAGACUCCGGGCAGCGCCAGGGCCACCCCGUGCCUCACCCACCUCUGCUCCUCUCUGAGUUUUUGUCGUUGUUUUA